Molecule: messenger RNA, 5827 nt
Organism: Epinephelus fuscoguttatus (brown-marbled grouper)
Lineage: Eukaryota; Metazoa; Chordata; Actinopteri; Perciformes; Serranidae
Gene: ube4a
Product: ubiquitination factor E4A (UFD2 homolog, yeast)
Exons: 20
Coding region: 131-3361 (1076 amino acids)
Biological process (GO): protein polyubiquitination
Cellular component (GO): nucleus; ubiquitin ligase complex; cytoplasm
Molecular function (GO): ubiquitin-ubiquitin ligase activity
Source: RefSeq, a predicted model, not a curated record
GUUUACAGUUCAGUUUACUGAGGAACUGCUACUGGUUUCGAGAAGCAAUUUUUUUUUAAUCAAAAACACACACUUCCUCCCGUCAAAACAGGCUGGGAUCUUGGAUGGAUAAGUGUUGAGCCCCAAUGAGAUGACUGACCAGGGCAACAACAACCAGAACAUCUCCUGCAACCCCUUUGCUGCCCUCUUCAGCUCACUGGCUGAUGCCAGGCAGUUCGCAUCAGGCCAGAGACCAGAACAGUCUGCUGAACCACCAGUGGAGGACUCAGGAGAGAGCCAGUCAGAGUCAGAAAACUCUGUGUCAGACAGUGUUGAUGAUAAUGACGACUCCGUGGCAGAGAUCAGCCGCUCCUUCCGGUCCCGGCAGGAGCUGUGCGAACAGCUCAAUGUCAAUCACAUGAUCCAGCGAAUAUUUCUCAUCACUCUGGACAACAGUGACCCCAGUCUGAGAGGAGGUAAUGGGAUCCCUCCUCGCUGUGUUUACCUGGAGGAGAUGGCUGCAGAUCUGGAUGGACAGGACUGGCUGGACAUGGAUAACAUAGAGCAGGCUCUGUUUAACCGUCUGCUGGUACUAGAGCCAGGAAACCACCUCAUCUACAUGACAUCAUGCAGCGCUGUUAAUCUCUCCGCUGACCGGGAUGCUGGAGAGAAGUGUGCUAUCCCAUAUCUUUUCGCUUCUUACCAGAGGGCUAAAAAAGAGGUGAAGAAGGUACCAGAGAAGUUACUGCCGUUUGCUGUUCGCUGUAAGAACCUGACAGUUUCCAACACGCGGACGGUUCUGCUCACCCCAGAGAUCUACACCAGCCAGAAUAUCUACGAACAGCUUCUUGACCUGCUGCUGGAAGGUUUCAGUGGAGCACAGCCAGAGGAGGUGGUCGAGUUUGUGGAGGAGGUCAUCGCUGGCCUGCUCUCUGACCAGGAGGUGCGUACCUUCGAGGAGGUGAUAGUACCAGUGUUUGAUAUCUUCCAGGGACGCAUCAAAGACUUGGACCUGUGCCAGCCUCUCCUCUACUCCUACCUGGAUGUUCUGCUCUACUUCAGCCACAAUAAAGAUAUUGCUAAGGUACUGGUGGAACACAUUCAACCCAAAGACCCAGCCAAUGGUUUGCAGUACCAAAAAACCUUACUGGGAGCGGUGCUAAGUAUCUCCUGCUUGUUAAAAACUCCGGGUGUGGUGGAGGGACAUGGUUACUUCCUGAACCCGUCUCGCUCCAGCGCCCAGGAGACCAAAGUUCAGGAGGCCAACAUCCACCAGUGUAUGGGUCACUUUCACGAGAAGCUUUACCAGAUCUUGAAAAACUUGCUCCAGCGAUCUGGCGAGAUGCGCCACUUGCUGCUCUCGUGGUUGGGCAGCUGUCUGCAGGCUAACGCUGGCCGGGCCAAGAUCUGGGCCAAUCAGAUGCCAGAGAUCUUCUUCCAGAUGUAUGCUUCGGAUGCGUUUUUCUUAAACUUGGGUGCGGCGCUGCUAAAGCUGUGCCAGCCCUUCUGCAGGCCACGGUCGCCCAAACUACUCACGUUCAACCCCACCUACUGCGCCCUCAAAGAGCUGAGUGAAGAGGAGAGGCGCAAUCGCAAUGUGCAUGCAACAGGUCUCGACAAGGAAACCUGUCUGAUCCCAGUGCCCCCUCAGCAGCCGGUGGAGUCUGCGCAGUCCUACAGCCUGCUGACUGAAAAUCUCAUCCUCACACAACUCACCCUUCAUCUCGGCUUCCACAGACUCCAUGAGCAGAUGGUGAAGAUGAACCAGUCUCUCCACCGGCUCCAGGUGACGUGUCAGGAGGCCCAGCGAACAGGCAACCCCAUGACGGAGCAGCUCCUGGAGCAGUUCGAGCGUCUGAUGAUUGUUUACCUGUCAACCAAAGCUGCCACCACGCAGCCUGCCAUGCUGCAAUGCUGCCUUAACCUCCAAGCUUCCACUGCUGCUCUGCUGGUUCAGCUUAGUAUGGGGAACCAGGGGCCUGAGCAUGUAGCACUCAGUUUUCCCCUGCCCUCCCUACAGAACACUAUGCUCUGCUACGUACCAGAGUUUUUUGCAGAGAACUUGGGAGAUUUUUUCAUCUUCCUGCGUCGAUUUGCCGACGAUGUUUUGGAGACGUCUGCAGAAAGCCUGGAGCAGAUUCUUAACUUCAUCACUGUCUUCAUGGGUAACGUAGAGAGGAUGAAGAACCCUCAUUUAAGGGCAAAGCUUGCCGAGGUCUUAGAGGCGGUGAUGCCCCACAUGGAGCCGGUGGCUCCUGGUGCUGCUCAGCCAAUCGUGUACCAGCGAGAAAGAGUCUUCUGCUCCUAUAGACACGCAGCUCAGCUGGCAGAGGCCCUCAUCACUGUGUUUGUGGACAUUGAAUUCACAGGUGAUCCUCAUCAGUUUGAACAGAAAUUCAACUACAGAAGACCUAUGUAUCCCAUCCUCAAGUACAUUUGGGGCAAAGAUAACUACAGAGAAAGUAUCAAGCAUUUGGCGCACUAUGCAUCUGAGAACCUGGAGGCCAUGAACCCCCCUCUGUUCCUCAGGUUCCUCAACUUACUGAUGAACGAUGCCAUCUUCCUACUGGAUGAGGCUAUUCAGUACCUGAGUAAAAUCAAGGUCCUGCAGCUGGAGCGGGAUCGAGGGGAGUGGGAAGGCCUGGCCCCCGAUGCCAGAAGAGAGAAAGAGUCAAGCCUGCAGAUGUUUGGACAGCUGGGGCGCUUCCACAACAUCAUGUCAAAUGAGACCAUCGGCACACUGGCCUUCCUCACCUCAGAGAUCAAGGGGAUCUUUGUGCACCCCUUCUUGGCUGAGAGGAUCAUCUCCAUGCUGAAUUACUUUCUGCAACACCUGGUGGGUCCUAAGAUGGGUGCCCUUAAAGUCAAGGACUUCAGUGAGUUUGACUUCAAGCCCCAGCAGCUUGUCUCUGACAUCUGCACCAUCUACCUGAAUCUGGGUGAUGAGGAGAAUUUCUGUGCUACAGUCCCAAAAGAUGGACGAUCGUACUCUCCUACACUCUUCUCCCAAACAGUUAGGGUACUAAAGAAGAUAAACAAGCCUGGGGACAUGAUUGUGGCUUUUGGACUCCUUGCUGAUAAAAUAAAGUCCCAUGCAGACAGACAGCAGCAGGAAGAGGAGACAUAUGCAGAUGCGCCUGAUGAAUUCUUGGAUCCCAUCAUGUCCACCCUGAUGCUCGAUCCUGUUCUUCUCCCUUCAUCCAAUGUGACAGUUGACCGCUCCACUAUAGCAAGGCAUCUCCUCAGUGACCAGACAGACCCUUUCAACCGCAGUCCUCUAACCAUGGACCAGAUCAGGCCAAACGAGGAACUCAAACAGCAGAUCUCACAGUGGCUGGAUAAGCAUAAGCAGGAGAGGCUGCAGCUGGGACCCAGUGGCUAGCCGGGAUCCCUCGCUGUGAUAAACAAUGACUGCAUCCCUGUUUUCCCUCCCAGCUCACAUCUCGCGUGCUCCUCUGCUUCUCGGCUAAUCCAUGGUGUGCUGCCUCUGUGGAUUUCUUCUGACUCCUCCGGUCAGACUAACAUUGCAUCAGCCUUUUCAUGCAGCCUUCACGCUCAGUGGAUUCUUUCUGUGACAACAGUCCAGGCGAACUGUAGCCCACCGGCUGGUGACAACUUCAAAAUCCAUACCGAUCCACACAGUAGCUGUUCAACUCCCAUGACGCCCUGAGUAGGGUGAUGCAACUGCUGGUUCCUCUCUCCCUGAAUACUGUGUAUUAAUUAGUUAUUAUCACAAUCAGAACUGUGGCCAGAAAUAACAGUUUCAACAGGACUUGUUGAAUGUACUGUACGAACUUCUGGCUGACCAGCUGGCCCUAACCAGAUUUUAUACUGCAAGGUAAGUAUUUUUGGGAAGUCUUAAGGCAGAACAUGAGUGGAAGUGUUUCUGAUUUUACCAUAAUUUCACCUUCACAAAGAAUACAGUAUGCACUGCCUUUUAAAGUUCUUGAACACCCAACAUUUCCGCACUUUUGGUUAAAUCUCAAGCAGCAUUGUAAAUAACGUUAGCAAUUAAAGGCAAUGCACAGGUAAAACCAAAUUUAAUUGUGUGUGUGACUUUUAUUUUAGUAGAAAUAACCUAGAUUUACUUGGAGAUGUUCAAAGUCUUGUUCACUGUAAUAGGACACCUGAAGCACAAAACUAUACUGUGUACACUUUUUUCUGUAUUUAAACAUAUAUAGAAAAGUGUCUUCACAUCUUCAAGGGCACUUGCCUUUAAUCAAGCACUAAUUAAAGACCUCGUUAGAUAUGAGAGCUUGCUAACUAAUAGGUUGCUGGGUGUGCGGAUUUGGGUUUCAGUUACUAUACAAUAAGUAUACUUUUUAACCAUAUUUUAGGAUCAAGUACAUGCAAAAAAAAUAAUAUGAAGUUUACCAAAAAAUACCAGACUGCAUAUGCUUGAUUGUUGAGCGUGACAUUGAUGAGCAUCUUGAGGAGUUCGUCCUCGGGAAAACAUUUUUGCUCGCAGUUCAUCUCACUAGCAAGUGAAAAUUUAUUUGAUUUUAGAAAGCCCCUGACAGUGUUACAGAAGUCAUAAUGCAACCGUUUGCAACGACCGACUCCAAUGUAAAAUCUUUGAAAUGUCCAUUUAAGACACUCAGCAGUGAUCGGGGACACAAAAUAACAUCUCAAAUUCCACUUGUUCAAACUGGACAAACAGGAUAGCUGUUCCUGAAAUGUUAUAUUUCUCCAAAACUUUCCACCAAAGUCAAACUGACUGAAAGGAAAUGUGAGAAAUGAGCUAUGGAGUCAUAGAAAUAUGCUUCUUAAUAUUUCUGCCAUGUUUAAUUUUAAUAAAAAUGUAGAGAGACUGCAAGACAUUUGCUUAUUUAUGCAGAGCACCUUUGACUGAACCGAAUGGCCUCUCAGGUUGACGCUUCUAAACUCAAAUAUCAUGGCAAAACAUGAGAUUACAAAAUGUGUUCUGGCUAUCAUAUUACCUCUGCCAAGGAGGCCAUGUUUGUAGUGCCAUUUGUCUGUUUGUCAGCAGGAUUACGGACAAACUACUGGUGAUUUUUUUAAACUUGUUGGAAAAGUGUACCCAUUAAACCCAUUAAAUUUAGGAGUGGAUCCGAAUCACGGGGUGGAUACACUUAUUAUUUUCACUUUCUUAAACAUUGCGAAAUCGGGCAUUUCGCUCUCUGUGUGCCCUUCUAGUUUCCAAGAAGAUUAAAUAUUCCAAAAUUUUCUCAUGUACUGUAUAAUUUUAAGGUCUUAACAAUUAAUGCAUUUCUUGUGAUCAAACCAAAAAACAAAAAAAACAGCCAGACUACAGGGUGUUCAAUAAUUUUUGACUGACAGUGUAUAAUAAUCGUCAUCUUUUGAAUUAACGUUCACCAGAUUAACAGAUGUAUCCUGAUAUAGCAUUUUUGAACAGAUGUUUUUUUUUGUUGUGUGCAAGCGUAGUGUAUUAACAUGUGGGCAAAUAAAUGAUCAAUAGAAGUGGUGCCUAAAACCAACAGCCUUGCAGUAAAUGUCAGCGAAUGAGGAUCUGACUUGUUUCAUACUCUUUAAAAGACAUAAUUAUGAGUUUGCUUCUUUAGGGCAUACACGAAGCUGUGGGGUAAAAAUAUAAAAGAAUGAAGAUCAGAAAGAGGUGACCUGUUUGUGAGUUGCUUUUUGAAUGAAAAGGUUUUCAUUCAAAAUGAAGUAUUGUAUUAAAUGGCAACAUGUGAGAGAAAGGUGUAUUUGUUGGCAUGCCCUCAUACUGUAUGUUGAAUAUCUACCACCCGAAUGAUUACAUGGGUUAAAUUAUAAUGCAAUAUUUUUUUCUUUUAAUUGUGAUUUUAAAAUGUUUAUUUUGGAUGUACAGUAUGAUUUAAAAAAUAAAACUAAUGUGCAUUAAUAA